CAGGAAGUCAGGACAGAGGCGAGAAAGAAGGCAAUGGAAUUAGUUAGGUGUCCCAAGCACGGGAACUGCUGCUUUCUGAAGACCGGCGUCCACGAGGGCCCGAAUAAAGGAAAAAGCUUCUACGUGUGCCGGGCGGAGGCUUGCAACUUCGUGCGGGCCACUGACAUUCCCAUUUCUCAUUGUUUAUUGCAUGAGGGCUUUGUGGUGGAGCUUCAGGGCUUACUUGCCCCAAAGGACACGAAAGACUAUAGACUGUUCUUCCGGUGCGUUAGAAGUAAGACGGAGAGGAAACAAUGGUGUGGAUGUAUCCCUUGGCAGGAUCCUAAUUCCAAAGAGCAUUCUGUAACCAGUAAUUCCCAGCGUGCACCUGAGCCAUUUCAUUACCCUUCCGUCCAGCAGAGAAACCCGUUCAAGGUACUUGACAAGAAUCAAGAACCAUCUCUCUGGAAACAGUUGGUCAAAGGUGAAGAGAAGGAAAAGAUGGCUGAUAAGAAUCAAAGGGAAAAGGGAGACCGGCUCCUGGAUCAAAAGAAGGAACAGAGGCCUGACUCUAACUACCGGCUGGAGAAAGAUCUCUCCCCUGGCCUGGCGGUAGAAAAACCUGCAGGUCAAGAGCAGCCACAAGGGAAAACAACAGAGCUUUGGUGCGAAGUCAAGGAGAUUGAAGGGAGGCACAAAAGGAACCUUUCUGAAAUUAAAUCCAAACAGUGCCAUGGGAAUGAGCUGAGAAAACCCUCUGCUUCUGCUCAGGAGAAAUCAAAGGGAGAGAAUCACUAUGUCCAAAAAGAAUCAGCACCUCUGAGAGAAAAGGAAACCAAGCCUUUACCUCAAAUUGUUCGCAGCCAGAACCCACGGAACAAGCCCCUGGAAGGAGAACACCUCGGCAGGGAGCAGCCCAAGAGCUGGGAGGCUAGAGAAACAAAGGCAAAGGACGAGCGGAGCGCGCAGGCCUCCCGGAAGACGCUGCUCCAGGGCCAUUUCCAGGCUCAGUCGCAGGCCCGCCACGUACCUGCUCCUAAAGGACCAGCCGCCCAGUCCACGCGACCGGCUGCAGGGCCCUCCCUGGGGCAGCGGCAAGAAGCGGACACAGACAGUGGUGACAGUGAGGAAGAUGACGUGGUUUUUGUUUCCUGUCAGCCAGGGAGCUCCUCACUCUCAGACCCGACUCCGGACCCACGGAAGAAGGAGAACCUUCAGCCCCCUGGUCAAACCGGGCAAAGAAAAAUGUCUCCGGUCCCAGGGGUUUCCAGGAAGGCGGAGCCUUUAGACCCAGCAGCCCAACGUGUGCACCUCAUGACCCAACUGAAGCAAAAGAAGAGCACACUGGCAUCGGCGAACAUCCAGGUUCUUCCAGACAAAGGUCAGAAGCUGCUCAUUCAGAUCCAGGAGCUGGAGGCCGCACUCAGCGCGCUCACCCUCUCCCCGGAGCAAGGCACUGAUGAGAAGAGUAACACUCAAGUACCACCGCAGAGUAACUUCACCAAAACGACCUCUGACCCGCCCCACUUGGUGCCAGCCAAACCCCUGCAGGGUCAGGAUCUGCAGCCUCUGGGUUCCCUAGGACUGACGGCUGCCUGGCAGGCAGCCGCUGGGCAGUCCAGUAAGGGCUGUGGAGGUCCCGUGAACCAAGAUCGCCUUCACUCGGUGUGGAAAGUCACAGGUGAAGCCAUCGAUGAGCUGCAUCGAUCGCUCGAGUCGUGUCCCGGGGAGACGGCCGUGGCAGAGGACCCAGCUGGGUUGAAGGUCCCUUUGCUGCUGCACCAGAAGCAGGCGUUAGCCUGGUUACUAUGGCGAGAAAGUCAGAAGCCACAUGGAGGAAUUCUGGCGGAUGACAUGGGAUUAGGAAAGACCCUGACAAUGAUUGCGCUCAUCCUGACCCAGAAGAGCCGAGAGGAAAACAAAGAAAAGGACAAAAACGUGGCCUUGACUUGGCCUUCCAAAGAUGAUUCCACUGAGUUUGUUUCCCGUGGAACACUUAUCAUCUGUCCUGCUUCCCUGAUCCAUCACUGGGAAAAGGAGGUGGAGAAACGUGUGAGCAACAACAAACUAAGCGUCUAUCUGUAUCACGGGCCAAAUCGGAAUCAACGUGCCAAAGUCCUCUCCAAAUACGACAUUGUCAUCACCACCUAUAGCCUUCUGGCCAAGGAGAUCCCCACCAAGAAGCAAGAGGGAGACGUCCCGGGCACAAGGCUCAGUGUGGAGGGCGUCUCAACACCUUUGCUUCGAGUCGUCUGGGCGCGGAUCGUCCUGGAUGAAGCACACAAUGUGAAGAACCCCCGGGUGCAGACCUCCAUAGCCGUGUGCAAGCUACAGGCCCGUGCCCGGUGGGCCGUCACUGGGACCCCCAUUCAGAACAACCUGUUGGACAUGUACUCCCUGCUGAAGUUUCUCCGUUGUUCUCCAUUUGAUGAUUUCAAUCUGUGGAAGAGCCAGGUUGACAACGGUUCAAAGAAAGGAGGUGAACGGUUAAGCAUUUUAACCAGGAGCCUUUUGCUACGGAGAACAAAAGACCAGCUGGACUCAGCCGGCAAGCCCUUGGUGAUGCUGCCCCAGCGCGUAUUCCAGUUGCACCAUUUAAAGCUUUCUGAAGAUGAAGAGACUGUUUACAGUGUCCUUUUUACAAGGUCAAGGUCAGCUCUGCAUUCCUAUCUAAAAAGACAGAAAAGUGGGGACAGCCAAUCUGGACGAAGCCCUGACAACCCAUUCAGUAGAGUGGCGCAGGAGUUUGGGCCCAGUGCGGCUGGACGCUCUGUGGCCACCGACUUGCAGCAGGCCAGCACUGUCCACAUCCUGUCCCAGCUGCUGAGACUCCGCCAGUGCUGCUGUCACCUGUCUUUGCUGAAGUCGGCCCUGGACCCGACAGAAUUGAAGGGCGAAGGCCUGCUCCUUUCCCUGGAGGAGCAGCUUGGUGCUUUGACCUUGUCCGAAGUCCAGAGCUCAGAGUUGUCUUCCACUGUCUCCCUCAAUGGCGAGUGCUUCAGCGCGGAGCUUUUUGAAAAUACGAGAGAGAGCACCAAGAUUUCAUCCCUGUUGGCAGAAUUGGAGGUGAUCCGAAGAGAUUCAGGGUCCCAAAAGAGUGUCAUUGUGUCUCAGUGGACCAGCAUGCUGAAGGUCGUGGCAUUGCACCUGAAGAGGCACAGACUGACUUACGCCACCAUCGACGGCUCUGUCAGCCCCAAACAGAGAAUGGACUUGGUAGAGGCGUUUAACAACUCCAGGGGCCCUCAGGUUAUGCUAAUCUCUCUUUUGGCCGGAGGUGUCGGUCUGAAUCUGACUGGAGGAAACCACCUUUUUCUUCUGGAUAUGCACUGGAAUCCCUCACUUGAAGAUCAAGCUUGUGACCGGAUUUACCGAGUCGGGCAGAAGAAGGAUGUUGUCAUUCACAAAUUUGUGUGUGAGGGAACAGUAGAAGAAAAGAUCUUGCAGCUCCAAGAAACAAAGAAAAAUUUGGCCAAACAGGUUCUAUCGGGAUCUGGAGAAUCCAUCACCACGCUCACCUUAGCUGACCUCAAAGUCCUCUUUGGCAUCUAAAUUUUCGUUUACAGAGCUCAGAGCGGUGCCACUGUCGGUGGGUAGUGGACGUGGUCCUCUGAGCUCUCCAUGGUGUCCCGUUUCACCAUCAGGCCUUACGCCCUCCUCACAGGAAGCUGUGUUCUUAUUUCCAGAAUUGAGGAUUGGUUAUGUUAACCAGCUGCUCCAUUGGUCAUGUUAUUCAACUUGAUUUAGUGAGUGGCAUACACACCAAUAAAUGACUUCGGUUCAAAAAAUUGUUUUAGUAUCAGAUAAUUG
Messenger RNA from Artibeus jamaicensis (Jamaican fruit-eating bat), 3789 nucleotides. It is a transcript of the gene TTF2, whose product is annotated as transcription termination factor 2. NCBI's taxonomy places the organism in Eukaryota, Metazoa, Chordata, Mammalia, Chiroptera, Phyllostomidae. The transcript is spliced from 23 exons. Gene Ontology annotation, molecular function: ATP binding; zinc ion binding; ATP-dependent chromatin remodeler activity. The coding region runs from base 34 to 3531 and encodes 1165 amino acids. The record is from RefSeq and is a predicted model, not a curated record.